AUGAACUUUCGCGAGAGAGGGGAGAAUAACGACAAGAAAGAGCGGAGAGGAGAGACAAGAACAAAGAGAAGCGCGAGCGCGAGCCCCAAGACGCCGCGCGCCGGCCACGAACAUAAGAGGAGACGAGAAAAGAAAGAAGAGCCGCGCGCAAGCACAAAAGCAGAACGCACACCGAAAACAAGCCCCGGAGGCGGAACGCGAAGAACGAAAAAAGGGAGACGACAGACCACGGCAGCAAAAGGGGGCAGGAGCAACGAACAACGCGACAGAGAUGGUAGAUCCACAAGAGCAGAGAGAGCGCCCAGCCCAAAGAGGCGACGAAGAGAAAGCAAAAAAGGAGACGAGGAGGAGAGGAAGAGAGAAACGAAAAAGCAAGAGAGAGAGAGCGAGAAAGCCAAAGCGCGCGCGAAAGAAGACGCGAGAGGUAAAGCAAAAAACAAGGGGAUGACAGAAGAAUACUAAGAAACAAGGGAGCGAAGGAGAACAGAAAAAACGGGGGAAGACGAAAGCCCCAAGUAGAUAUAGAGCGCAGCAAGUCAACACAUGAUCGAUAUAAUUAUAUCUUGUCUCUCUAUCUACACACUCACAACAUCUAUCUCUCCCUCACUACCUAUUCUUUCCCUCCAACAACUGUCUCUAACUACACUCCCCACUGCUCUCCCUCCCUCCACACCCCUGCUCUCUGAUCGCGCUCUUUCCUCUCCUCCCAACUCGCUCUCUAUCUCCCUCCCCAUCGCGCUCUAUCUCGCCCUACCCACUCUCUCUCUCCCUCCCCUACUCUCUCGCCCUCCAAACCACUGUAGUGUCUCACCUCACCAACUCGCUCUACGCUCUCCCUCACAAAUGUCUCUCCAUUACCUGCCAACAAUGGGGGCGAGAGCACGAGAAAAAGGAAACGUAAGCGAGCGCGCAACAGAACAACUAGAGGGACGAGCGCUCCCGAAACCAUAGCGCGGAGCGAUAUAGAUACAAAAGAGAGACGGAGAGAGGGAAGCAAACAAGAGAGAGAGAGCAGAAAUACAAAAAGAGAGAGAGAGAGAGAGAGAGGAGUUAGAGACGAGAGAAAGAAGAGAGAGAGAAAGAAAAAAGAGAGAGAGCGAGUAAAUACAAAAAGAGAGCGAGAAAGAAUAAGAGCGAUGAUACAGAAGCUAAAAGAUAGAUCAUAUCUAAAACAAAAUUGUCUCUAAACUCAACAACGUAUCUAUCAACCUAUUCUCUAGAUAGCUACAUAUAAACAAUGGAUAGAGCAAGAAAAACAGAGUAGCGAGAAAGAAACCACUAUGAUAGACUGAAAGAAUAAAAGAGGGAUUGGUUAACUAACAGAAAAUAUGAGAGUAAGAACAAAAACAAGAGCGCGAGAGAGCAGCAACCAAAGGGUAGAGAGAAAGAAAAAAGAGAGAGAGAAAAGAGAGUAGAGAGAGAGAGGAUUCCCUAUACUCACCUCGCUCUCUCUCUCCGCCCCACACGCUCUCUCCACUCCCCACUCUUCUCUCUCGCUCUCUACCUCCCACUCUCCUCCCCACUGUCUCUCCCUCCCCUUCCCCACGUUCUCUCCCUCCCCACUGUUUCUUCCACACUCACGUAGGCAUUGCAUAUUCCGUCUCUCACAGAGAUUGCAGUGCUUCAGGACAGUAUUCACAGCCCUUGACUUUUCCACAUUUGUUGUUCCAGCCCUCAAUUUAAAAAUUGAUUAAAUUGAGAUGUUUGUGAACGGGCCUACACAACAAUACCCAUAAUGUUAAAGUGAAUUAUGUUUUUUAGAAAUUGUUAAAAAUUAUAAAAAACUGAAAAGCUGCUGAAAUAUCUGAGUCAAUAAGGAUUCAACCCAUUGUUAUGGCCAAGGGGCUAACUAAUCAGGAGUAAACAUUUGGCUUAUAACAAGUACAUAAUAAGUGGAUGGAUCAUUCUGUGUGCCAUAAUAGUUGUUGGUGUAACAUGGAUUUCGGAAUGACUACCUAAUCUUUGUACCCCACACAUACAAUUAUCUGUAAGGUCCUCAGUUCGAGCAGUGAAUUAUGUCUUGGAGGGCUGGGAGUUAAAAAUGUUUUAUUAUUUAUUAUAAAAAACAGACAAAUUCACCUUUUCAGCAGGAACAAUAAACCUAAAAACACAAGGCACAAUUAUAAACUAGGUUGUUUGUUCGAGCCAUGACGCUGAUUGGCUGACCAGCCGUGGAUUUCAGACCAUAUCAAGUAUGACAAAACAUUUAUUUUUACGAACUAAUUACGUUGGUAACCAGCUUUAAAUAGCAAUAGGAACCUUGAUGGGUUUGUGAUAUAAGCCCAAUAAGGGCUGUAUCCAGGCACUCCGCGUUGCGGUAGGGCUUAAGAAAACAGCCCUAGCCGUGGGUUAAUUGGCCAUAUACAGUGCCUUCGGAAAGUAAGAUUCAGACCUUGAUUUUUCCACAUUUUGUUAAAUUACAGCCUUAUUCUAAAAAGGAUUAAAUAAUGUUUUCCCUCAGCAAUCUACACACAACACCAUAAUGACAAAGUGAACACAGGUUUUUAUAAAGGUUGCAAAUUUAUACAAAAAUAAUAACAGAUAUAUUAUUACAUAAGUAUCAGGGACCCUUUGCAUAUGAGACUUGAAAUUGAGCCUUCAGGGCAUUCCUGUUCUGUCAUUGAUCUCCUUGAGAUGUUUUACAACUUUGAUGGAAGUCCACAAUGUUGGUAAAUUCAAUUGAUUGGACAUGAUUUGGGAAAGAACCACACUGUCUAUAUAAGGUCCACAGUGACAGUGACUGUCGAGCAAAAAAACAGCCAUGGAGGUGAAGGAAUGAUGGAGAAGUGGCCAAGACUGAAGCCACUCCUCAGUAAAAAAAACACAUGACGGCCCGCUUGAGUUUGCCUCUUAAAGACUAUCAGGACCAUGAAAAAAACUAUUCUCUGGUCUGAGAAACCAUAGCUGAACUCUUUUGCCUGCAUGCCAAGCGUCACGUCUGGCAGGAAACCUGGCCUUUUAGAAUAAGGGCCCUGUAACUAACAAUGUGGGAAAAAGCCAAGGGGUCGAAUACACUGUACCACAUACCUAGGGCCCUUAUGAUGAAAUAUUACACUGGAGUUGCUUUACCAAGACCACGUUGAAUGUUCACUCAGUGGCCUAGUGACAGUUUUGAUUUAAAUCGGCUUGAGAUCUAUAGCAAAGACUUGAAAAUCUGUUCGGAAUGAUCAACAACCCAAUUCGACAGAGAGCUUGAAGGAUUUUUAAAAAGGAAUCAUGGGAAAAAUAUUGCACAAUCAAGGUGUGAAAAGAUCUUAGAGCUUACCAGGCAGACUGAACAGCGUAAUCGCUGCCCCAACGGUGUUAUAACCAUCUAUUUCAGUCAUGGGUUUGAACACUAAUGUUAAUGAGAGUAUUUCUGCAUUUAUUUUCAAUACAUAGCAACUUUCGACAAACAUGUUUUCAACUUUGUCAUUAUGGGUAUCGUGUUUGUAGAGGCAGAGGGGAUGGGGGGGGGGGGGGAAUCGAUUCAUCCAUUUUGAAUCAAGCUGUUUAGAAUGAAGUCUAUGAGUACUUUUACUUGGGGACAGGCACGUAUAUUAUGUCGGCCAAAACGUAGAGGCUAGCGUGGCGCAUUUUAAGGGUGUUGGUUUGUGUAAGUAGUUGUGAAUAGUUGUCUGUGAGACGUGUAUGACGAUGAUUGGCUAUCAAAGACUAGCAGACCGUUAGGUUUAUUGGGAAUGAAUUUUCUACUCUUAAUCCUAAAACCUUUAAGGCGUAGAGUUCUGAUCUAACGAUAAAGGUCGGCCCUCUCCAUGUCAUCUUAUCAUUAUGAGGAAACUUGGUUGAAUACGGGCCCCGGUAUUCUAUACACUUGGUGAAUACGGGCCCCGGUAUUCUAACACUUGGUGAAUAAGGGCCCCGGUAUUCUAUCCACUUGGUGAAUACGGGCACCGGAUUAUAUACACUUGGUGAAUACGGGCCCCGGAUUUCUAUACACUUGGUGAAUACGGGCCCCGGUAUUAUAUACCUUGGUGACAUAAGGGACCCCCGGUAUUUUACACUUGGUGAAUACGGGCCCGGUAUAUUCUAUUACACGGGUGAAUACGGGCCCCGGUAUUCUAUACACUCCUGCCUCUUAUAAGCUCUGCACUGAUCUUUUCUGUCAGACCAAAACAGGGUUGUGAACCAGGAUUUUAAACCAAGGCAGGGUGGGGGGUCUCAUCAUAAGUUGCACUCUGUGUGUCUGUCUCUGUCAGUCAACUGCUGUGUAGUAUAUGUCUGGCUAGCAGUCUGUUUUCUGUAUAGUGAGUCUGUCUAGUGGUAAGUUUAGUCUCUGUCUAGGGUAGUCUUGGUCGUCUAGAGUCUGUCUUGUCUAGUGUAGUCUUGUUGUUUAGACAUAGUCUGUACUUCAAGCAUGCACAAAGUCUGUCUCUGUCUGUUGUAGUUCUGUUGAGGUAGUCUGUUUACUGUCUAGUGUUUAGUCUGUCUGGGUCGUCUGUUUAUGUCUAGUGUAGUCUGUUAGUGUAGUCUAUGUCUAGUGUAGUCGUUGUAUUUUUGUCUUGUGUAAGUCUCUGUCUGUGUAUGGAGUCUGUAUCUGUGCUAGUGUAGUCUCUGUCUAGUGUUAGUCUGUCUAGUGUAGGUCUUUUAGUGUGUCUGUCUAGUGUAGUCUGUCUAGUGUUAGGCUGUUAUGUCAGUGUAGUCUGCUCUGGUGUUAUGUAGUCUGUCUAGUGUAGUCCUGUUAGUGUAUAGGUCUGUAGUGUAGUCGGUCUAGUGUAGUCUGUCUCGUGGUAGUCUCUCGUCUAGUGUCGUCUGUCUAGUGACUUGUAGUAUGUCUAGUGUAGUCUGUCUAGUGUAGUUUCUGUUAGUGGAUAGUCUGUCUAGUGUGUAUGUUUGAUGAAUAUCUUGAGUCAUAAGGAUUCAACCCCUUUGUUAUGGCAAGGCUAAAUAAGUUCAGGAGUAAAACAUUUGCUUAACAAGUCACAUAAUAAGUUGCAUGGACUCAUUCUGUGUGCAAUAAUAGUGUAACAUGAUUUCUGAAUGACUACCUCAUCUUUGUACCCCACACAUACAAUUAUCUGUAAGGUCCCUCAGUCGAGCAGUGAAUUUCAUGUCAUUGGGAGGGCUAGGGAGUUAAAAAAUGUUUUUAUUAUUAUUAUUAUUAUUAUAAAAAACAGACAAAUUCACCUUUUCAGCAGGACAAUAACCUAAAACACAAGGCCAAUUAUAAACUAGGUUGUUCGAGCCCUGAAUGCUGAUUGGCUGACAGCCGUGGAAUAUCAGACCAUAUACCACAGGUAUGACAAAACAUUUAUUUUUACUGAACUAAUUACGUUGGUAACCAGUUUAUAAUAGCAAUAAGGCACCUUGUGGGUUUGUGAUAUAUAGCCAAUAAGGGCUGUAUCCAGGCACUCCGCGUUGCGUCGGGCUUAAGAACAGCCCUUAGCCGUGGUAUAUUGGCCAUAUACAGUGCCUUCGGAAAGUAUUCAGACCCCUUGACUUUUUCCACAUUUUGUUAAAUUACAGCCUUAUUCUAAAAUGGAUUAAAUAAUUGUUUUCCCUCAGCAAUCUACACACAAUACCCCAUAAUGCCAAAGUGAAAACAGGUUUUUAUAAAUGUUUGCAAAUUUAUACAAAAAUAAUAAACAUAUCUUAUUUACAUAAGUAUUCAGACCCUUUGCUAUGAGACUUGAAAUUGAGCUCAGGUGCAUCCUGUUUCCAUUGAUCAUCCUUGAGAUGUUUCUACAACUUUGAUUGGAGUCCACCUGUGAUAAAUUCAAUUGAUUGGACAUGAUUUGGAAAGACACACACCUGUCUAUAUAAGGUCCCACAGUUGACAGUGCAUGUCAGAGCAAAAAACCAAGCCAUGAGGUCGAAGGAAUGAUGGUAGAGUGGCCAGACUGAAGCCACUCCUCAGUAAAAAACACAUGACGGCCCGCUUGGAGUUUGCCUAAAGACUCUCAGAUCAUGAAAAAAACAAUUCUCUGGUCUGAUGAAACCAAGCUUGAACUCUUUGGCCUGAAUGCCAAGCGUCACGUCUGGAGGAAACCUGGCCAUUUUAGAAUAAGACUGUAACGUAACAAUGUGGAAAAAGCCAAGGGGUCUGAAUACACUGUACCACAUCCCCUCGGGCCUUAUUGAUGAAAUAUACACUGGAGUUGCUUACCAAGACCACGUUGAAUGUUCCUGAGUGGCCUAGUUACAGUUUUGAUUUAAAUCGGCUUGAGAAUCUAUGGCAAGACUUGAAAAUUGCUGUCUAGCAAUGAUCAACAACCAAUUCGACAGAGCUUGAAGAAUAAAUAAAAAAAAUCAUGGGAAAAUAUUGCACAAUCAAGGUGUGAAAAGCUCUUAGAGACUCACCCAGAAAGACUGACCGCUGUAAUGGCUGCCAACGGUGAUUCUAUAGAGACUUACCCAGAAAGACUGACAGCUGUAAUCGCUGCCAACGGUGAUUCUAUAGAGACUUACCCAGAAAAGACUGACCGCUGUAAUCGCUUGCCAACGGUGAUUCUAUAGAGACUUACUCAGAAAGACUGACAGCUGUAAUCGCUGCCAACGGUGAUUCUAUAGAGACUUACCCAGAAAGACUGACAGCUGUAAUCGCUGCCAACGGUGAUUCUAUAGAGACUUACCCAGAAAGACUGACCGCUGUAAUCGCUGCCAACGGUGAUUCUAUAGAGACUUACCCAGGAAGACUGACAGCUGUAAUCGCUGCCAACGGUGAUUCUAUAGAGACUUACCCAGAAAGACUGACAGCUGUAAUCGCUGCCAACGGUGAUUCUAUAGAGACUUACCCAGGAAGACUGACAGCUGUAAUCGCUGCCAACGGUGAUUCUAUAGAGACUUACCCAGAAAGACUGACAGCUGUAAUCGCUGCCAACGGUGAUUCUAUAGAGACUUACCCAGAAAGACUGACAGCUGUAAUCGCUGCCAACGGUGAUUCUAUAGAGACUUACCCAGAAAGACUGACAGCUGUAAUCGCUGCCAACGGUGAUUCUAUAGAGACUUACCCAGGAAGACUGACAGCUGUAAUCGCUGCCAACGGUGAUUCUAUAGAGACUUACCCAGAAAGACUGACAGCUGUAAUCGCUGCCAACGGUGAUUCUAUAGAGACUUACCCAGAAAGACUGACAGCUGUAAUCGCUGCCAACGGUGAUUCUAACAUGUAUUCAGUCAGGGGUGUGAACAGUCAUGUUAAUGAGAUAUUUCUGCAUUUCAUUUUCAAUAUAUUAGCAAACAUAUCUACAAACAUGUUUUCACUUUGUCAUUAUGGGGUAUCGUGUGUAGAUGGCAGAGGGGGGACGGGGGGGAAUCGAUUUCAUCCAUUUUGAAUUCAAGCUGUAGAAUAAGUCUGAGUACUUUCUGAAGGCUCUGUAUAUUAUGUAGGCCAACGCUAUGAGGCUCUGUAUAUUAUGUAGGCCAACGCUAUGAGGCUCUGUAUAUUAUGUAGGCCAACGCUAUGAGGCUAGCGCUAUGAGGCUAGCGUGGCGCAUUUUAAGGGUGUAAGUAGUUGUGAAUAGUUGUCUGUGAGAUGUGUAUGACUAUGAUUGGCCUCUCACCAGACUAGCAGACCGUAGCUUUAUUAGGAAUGCUAUUUUCUACUCUUCAUAUCCAUAAAACCUUCUCAGAGUAGGAUCUAGGAUCAGGUCGGCCCUCUCCAUGUUAAUCUUAUUCAUUAUGAGACACUUGGUGAAUACGGGCCCCGGUAUUCUAUACACUUGGUGAAUACGGGCCCCGGUAUUCUAUACACUUGGUGAAUACGGGCCCCGGUAUUCUAUACACUUGGUGAAUACGGGCCCCGGUAUUCUAUACACUUGGUGAAUACGGGCCCCGGUAUUCUAUACACUUGGUGAAUACGGGCCCCGGUAUUCUAUACACUUGGUGAAUACGGGCCCCGGUAUUCUAUACACUUGGUGAAUACGGGCCCCGGUAUUCUAUACACUCCUGCCUCUAUAGCCUCUGCACUGUCUUUCUGUCAGACCAAAACUAGUGUUGAACCAGGGAUUUUAAACCAAGGCCGGGUCUCAUCAUAAGUGCACUCUGUGUGUCCUGUCUCUGUCAGUCAACUGCUAGUGUAGUCUCUGUCUGUCUAGCAGUCUGUCUUUCUGUCUAGCGUAGUCUGUCUGUGUUUCUGUCUAGUGUAGUCUGUCUGUGUUUCUGUCUAGUGUAGUCUGUCUAGUGUAGUCUGUCUUGUGUAGUCUGUCUCUGUCUAGUGUAGUCUGUCUUGUGUAGUCUGUCUCUGUCUAGUGUAGUCUGUCUCUGUCUAGUGUAGUCUGUCUCUGUCUAGUGUAGUCUGUCUAGUGUAGUCUGUCUAGUGUAGUCUGUCUAGUGUAGUCUCUGUCUAGUGUAGUCUGUCUCUGUCUAGUGUAGUCUCUGUCUAGUGUAGUCUGUCUCUGUCUAGUGUAGUCUGUCUAGUGUAGUCUCUGUCUAGUGUAGUCUGUCUAGUGUAGUCUGUCUAGUGUAGUCUCUGUCUAGUGUAGUCUGUCUCUGUCUAGUGUAGUCUCUGUCUAGUGUAGUCUCUGUCUAGUGUAGUCUCUGUCUAGUGUAGUCUCUGUCUAGUGUAGUCUGUCUAGUGUAGUCUCUGUCUAGUGUAGUCUGUCUCUGUCUAGUGUAGUCUCUGUCUAGUGUAGUCUGUCUGUGUUUCUGUCUAGUGUAGUCUCUGUCUAGUGUAGUCUCUGUCUAGUGUAGUCUGUCUCUGUCUAGUGUAGUCUGUCUAGUGUAGUCUGUCUAGUGUAGUCUGUCUGUGUUUCUGUCUAGUGUAGUCUGUCUAGUGUAGUCUGUCUCUGUCUAGUGUAGUCUGUCUCUGUCUAGUGUAGUCUGUCUAGUGUAGUCUGUCUAGUGUAGUCUGUCUAGUGUAGUCUGUCUAGUGUAGUCUCUGUCUAGUGUAGUCUGUCUCUGUCUAGUGUAGUCUGUCUAGUGUAGUCUCUGUCUAGUGUAGUCUGUCUCUGUCUAGUGUAGUCUGUCUAGUGUAGUCUGUCUCUGUCUAGUGUAGUCUGUCUAGUGUAGUCUGUCUGUAUUUCUGUCUAGUGUAGUCUGUCUGUCUCUAGUGUAGCAGUUGAGUCAUGUUUUAUUUGAUCAGAUAUUUCUUGUCACUGACUUUCUCUCUCCUCUCUCUUCCCCUUCUCUCUCCCUUCUCUCUCCCCUUCUCUCCCCCUUCUCUCCCCCUCUCUUAGACUGGUGAGGCUGUGCGUGAGCAAAGGAGUGUGUGAGAGAGACUGAAAGAGAGAGACCGAGGGAGUUGUCUUCAUGGCAGCUGAGGCGCAGAGACAGCGUUCUCUCUCUACGUCAGGAGACUCGCUCUACUUGGUCCUGGGGAUCGACAAGAAUGCCACCCCAGAGGACAUCAAGAAGUCCUACAGGUAACAGGGUAACGAUCUACACCACUAGCCACACUAGAGGACAUCAAGAAGUCCUACAGGUAACAGGUUAACAAUCUACACCACUAGCCACAGCAGAGGACAUCAAGAAGUCCUACAGGUAACAGGGUAACGAUCUACACCACUAGCCACACUAGAGGACAUCAAGAAGUCCUACAGGUAACAGGGUAACGAUCUACACCACUAGCCACACUAGAGGACAUCAAGAAGUCCUACAGGUAACAGGGUAACGAUCUACACCACUAGCCACACUAGAGGACAUCAAGAAGUCCUACAGGUAACAGGGUAACGAUCUACACCACUAGCCACCCCAGAGGACAUCAAGAAGUCCUACAGGUAACAGGGUAACGAUCUACACCACUAGCCACACUAGAGGACAUCAAGAAGUCCUACAGGUAACAGGGUAACGAUCUACACCACUAGCCACACUAGAGGACAUCAAGAAGUCCUACAGGUAACAGGGUAACGAUCUACACCACUAGCCACACUAGAGGACAUCAAGAAGUCCUACAGGUAACAGGGUAACGAUCUACACCACUAGCCACCCCAGAGGACAUCAAGAAGUCCUACAGGUAACAGGGUAACGAUCUACACCACUAGCCACACUAGAGGACAUCAAGAAGUCCUACAGGUAACAGGGUAACGAUCUACACCACUAGCCACAGCAGAGGACAUCAAGAAGUCCUACAGGUAACAGGGUAACGAUCUACACCACUAGCCACACCAGAGGACAUCAAGAAGUCCUACAGGUAACAGGUUAACAAUCUACACCACUAGCCACCCCAGAGGACAUCAAGUCCUACAGGUAACAGGUUAACGAUCUACACCACUAGCCACACUAGAGGACAUCAACAAGUGCUCCAGGCAGAUGUACUACAUAAUACAGUGUAGGACAUACAGUGAAUUCAGAAAGUAUUCAGACCCCUUGACUUUUUCCACAUUUUGUUAUGUUACAGCCUUAUUCUAAAAUUGAUUAAAUUCAUGUUUUUUCCUCAGCAAUCUACACGCAAUACCCCAUAAUGACAAAGCGAAAACAGGUUUUUAGAAAUGUUUGCAAAUUUAUUCAAAAUAAGAAACAGAAAUACCUUAUUUACAUAAGUAUUCAGACCCUUUGCUGUAAGACUCGACAUUGAGCUCAGGUGCAUCCUGUUUGCAUUGAUCAUCCUUUAGAUGUUUCUACAACUUGAUUGGAGUCCACCUGUGGUAAAUUCAAUUGAUUGGACAUGAUUUGGAAAGGCACACACCUGUCUAUAUAAGGUCCCACAGUUGACAGUGCAUGUCAGAGUAAAACCCAAGCCAUGAGGUCGAAGGAAUUGUCCUUAGAGCUCCAAGACAGGAUUGUGUCGAGGCACAGAUCUGGGGAAGGGUACCAAAACAUUUCUGCAGCAUUGAAGGUCCCCAAGAACACAGUGGCCUCCAUCAUUCUUAAAUGGAAGAAGUUUGGAACCACCAAUACUCUUCCUAGAGCUGGCUGCCCGGCCAAACUGAGCAAUCUGGGGAGAAGGGCCUUGGUCAGGGAGGUGACCAAGAACCCAAUGGUCACUCUGACAGAGCUCCAGAGUUCCUCUGUGGAGAUGGGAGAACCUUCCAGAAGGACAACCAUCUCUGCAGCACUCCACCAAUCAGGCCUUUACAGAAGCCACUCCUCGGUAAAAGGCACAUUACAGCCCGCUUGGAGUUUGCCAAAAGGCACCUAAAGACUCUCAGACCAUGAGAAACAAGAUUCUCUGGUCUGAUGAAACCAAGAUUGAAUUCUUUGGCCUGAAUUCCAAGCAUCACGUCUGGAGGAAACCUGGCACCAUCCCUACGGUGAAGCAUGGUGGUGGCAGCAUCAUGCUGUGGGAAUGUUUUUCAGCUGAAGGGACUGGGAGAUGUCAGGAUCGAGGGAAAGAUGAAAGGAGCAAAGUACAGAGAGAUCCUUGAUGAAAACCUGCUCCAGAGCGCUCAGGACCUCAGACUGGGGUGAAGGUUCACCUUCCAACAGGACAACGACCCUAAGCACACAGUCAAGACAACGCAGGAGUGGCUUCGGGACAAGUCUCUGAAUGUCCUUGAGUGGCCCAGCCAGAGCCCGGACUUGAACCAGAUCGAACAUCUCUGGAGAGACCUGAAAAUAGCUGUGCAGCGACGCUCCCCAUCCAACCUGACAGAGCUUGAGAGGAUAUGCAGAGAAGAAUGGGAGAAACUCCCCAAAUACAGGUGUGCCAAGCUUGUAGCGUCAUACCCAAGAAGACUCUAUGCUGUAAUCGCUGCCAAAGGUGCUUCAACAAAGUUCUGAGUAAAGGGUCUGAAUACUUAUGUAAAUGUGAAAUUUCAGUUAUUUUGUUUUUUGCAAACAUUUCUACAAACCUGUUUUUGCUUUGUCAUUAUGGGGUAUUGUGUGUAGAUUGAUGAGGGGGGAAAAAAACAAUUUAAUCAAUUUUAGAUGAAGGCACUGUAUUACAGUGUAGUAGUACAUAGUACAGUGUAGUACUACAUAGUACAGUGUAGUAGUACAUAGUACAGUGUAGUAGUACAUAGUACAGUGUAGUACUACAUAGUCCAGCAGAAUACGCCUGUCUCCUCUGUCCAGGUGAAAGCCAGCCUAAGGAUGAGCUCCUUCCACCAUGUUGUCUUCACCUUUCCCCAUCAGUGGAAGUAAUGGGGAGGAAGCGAGGACAGAUUUUUAAGUCAUUGAGACAGAGCCUCUCUCUUCCUCUUGGGGGUCAGCUCAGCUGUAAUGGAGCCAGUUGUAGAAACUAAAUCACACUCCUCAAGCCUGCCAGGCAGCACUUCAACAGUGAUAGUCACAAAGUCAUUGUCUGUCUAAUGUAGAAGGCUGGAUUUGUGGUCUAGACGCUAAUUUGAUGUAGGGAAUGUGACCAAGAGGAGGGAGUGACUUCCUGUUAUCACUGUUCACUAUGAGACACCGUCCACUAGACUUCCUGUUAUCACUGUUCACUAUGAGACACAUUCCACUAGACUUCCUGUUAUCACUGUUCACUAUGAGACACAGUCCACUAGACUUCCUGUUAUCACUGUUCACUAUGAGACACAUUCCACUAGACUUCCUGUUAUCACUGUUCACUAUGAGACACAGUCCACUAGACUUCCUGUUAUCACUGUUCACUAUGAGAUACAGUCCACUAGACUUCCUGUUAUCACUGUUCACUAUGAGACACAGUCCACUAGACUUCCUGUUAUCACUGUUCACUAUGAGACACAGUCCACUAGACUUCCUGUUAUCACUGUUCACUAUGAGACACAGUCCACUAGACUUCCUGUUAUCACUGUUCCCUAUGAGACACAGUCCACUAGACUUCCUGUUAUCACUGUUCACUACGAGACACAGUCCACUAGACUUCCUGUUAUCACUGUUCACUAUGAGACACAGUCCACUAGACUUCCUGUUAUCACUGUUCCCUAUGAGACACAGUCCACUAGACUUCCUGUUAUCACUGUUCCCUAGAGGGCAACAGAGAUGUGGUGCAAGAUGGCUGAACAUUGCAAAUAUGGGACAGAAGUGAUGAGGUUACAAUAUGAUCGGGCUGAAUUUGUCUUUGGCUGAAACGCGCUACAUUUUAUUUGUUUCAUCAUUCUAUCAUUGUUUCUGUCAUAACCUCAUCCUCUCUGUUCUCCGUCCAAUCAGGAAACUGGCUCUGAAGUUCCACCCAGACAAGAACCCAGACAACCCCGAGGCUGCUGAUAAGUUUAAGGAAAUCAAUAACGCCCACGCCAUCCUGAACGACUGUACCAAGAGGAACAUCUAUGAUAAGUACGGCUCUCUGGGACUCUAUGUGGCCGAGCAGUUUGGAGAGGACAACGUCAACACCUACUUUGUCCUCUCCUCCUGGUGGGCUAAGGUAAGACAACGUGUGUCUCUGUCUCUGAUCGCCAAAUGGUACCCUAGUAAAUGUAGUGAUAGAUGUGGAGUUGUGAUGAGUCCCCAGUAAAUGUAGUGAUAGAUGUGGAGUUGUGAUGAGUCCCCAGUAAAUGUAGUGAUAGAUGUGGAGUUGUGAUGAGUCCCCAGUAAAUGUAGUGAUAGAUGUGGAGUUGUGAUGAGUCCCCAGUAAAUGUAGUGAUAGAUGCGGAGUUGUGAUGAGUCCCUAGUAAAUGUAGUGAUAGAUGUGGAGUUGUGAUGAGUCCCCAGUACAUUUUGUGAUAGAUGUGGAGUUGUGAUGAGUCCCCAGUACAUUUCACCCCUCAAGAUCAGUUUGUGUGUCUCAUCUCUCACCUCCUUCCCUCUCCCUGACGGUCUCCUCUGUCUGCAGGGCCUGUUCAUCUUCUGUGGCUUGGCCACUGGCUGCUACUUCUGCUGCUGUUUGUGCUGCUGCUGUAACUGCUGCUGUGGGAAGUGUAAACCGCGGCCGCCCAUGGACCAGGAACCAGAGUUCUACGUCUCCCCUGAAGACCUGGAGGCACAGAUGCAGUCUGACGAGAGAGGUGAGGAGUUUAAUUAAUCAAUCAAUCAAUCAAUCAAUCAAUCAAUAGAACUAAAGAUGAGAGGUGAGGAGUUUAAUCAAUAAGUCUUUUUUUAAGUAGAGUGGAUUUUCACUUGGUUGAAUGAAGGGAAGACCGAUAGAGAGGAUUUGAUCCCAGGCAGGCAGGGAACUGUACAUUAGAACAGUUUAACUCUGGUCAGUCCCCUGUGCCUGGUCAUUAGAACAGUUUAACUGGUCAGUCCCCUGUGCCUGGUCAUUAGAACAGUUUAACUCUGGUCAGUCCCCUGUGCCUGGUCAUUAGAACAGUUUAACUCUGGUCAGUCCCCUGUGCCUGGUCAUUAGAACAGUUUAUCUGGUCAGUCCCUUGUGCCUGUGGGUUGGUCAUUAGAACAGUUUAACUGGUCAGUCCCUUGUGCCUGGUCAUUAGAACAGUUUAUCUGGUCAGUCCCCUGUGCCUGGUCAUUAGAACAGUUUAACUGGUCAGUCCCCUGUGCCUGGUCAUUAGAACAGUUUAUCUGGUCAGUCCCUUGUGCCUGGUCAUUAGAACAGUUUAUCUGGUCAGUCCCCUGUGCCUGGUCAUUAGAACAGUUUAAGUGGUCAGUCCCCUGUGCCUGGUCAUUAGAACAGUUUAUCUGGUCAGUCCCUUGUGCCUGGUCAUUAGAACAGUUUAACUCUGGUCAGUCCCUUGUGCCUAUGGGUUGGUCAUUAGAACAGUUUAACUCCAACCUGUGCCUGUGGGUAUAUGAAGCGAUUUCAGUGCCAACAGAAAUUGUAUUUUAAUUCCAUAAUUUUGAAUUUGUAUUAGAUGAUUGCAUUUGAAUUUGUAAUACACAAAUUGACUUCAUAAAUUGAAUUUAUAUUUCAAUAUUUGAGACUGAAUUGAGUAAAUAUUGUAUUGUUUUAAAAUUCAAUUUCAAUUUAAUUGAAUAUUCAAAUUCAAUGUUUAUAUAUUCCGUUUCAAUAUGGUACAUUGUGUAUUCUUAUGGGGGCCAAAUAGCGUUGUUGUUUUUUACACUCCCUUCUAACGCAGCCUGUGAUCAUCAUAGAGGGGAAUGGAAAGCACAUCCAUGUUCCAGAGAGUGUUAGCUUUCAGGAAUGGGCUCAUAAUAGCUUAUAGACAAAACGGUUCAAGUGCUAGAGCUAAAUUCAUAGGAAGAAAAUUAAUUCAACAUGCCAAAUUGGCUUCAGAAACCGCCAGAGGCUUCUGUUUACCACAGUGAGCUUUUCAUUCUAUCUGUUCUACUCUACUUUUCCUGGCUGGCAAAGUACCAGGAUGUUGUUGGCUGGCAAAGUACCAGGAUGUUGUUUCUGGUUUUUAAUCUGAAUUUAGAAAACGGAAUUUGAAAACUGAAUCUGAAUGCAUCUGAGAAGUUGAAUAUAUGAAACUUUGAUUAACUUGAAAUGGUAGUUUGUAAACUUGAUACACAGAAUGAAUGGAACAUCUACCAUAUUGAAACUGAAUAUAUGAAGAUUGAAUUUGAGUAUUCAAUUAUAUUGAAAUUGAAUUUUAACUGAAUGCAAUGUUCACUCAUUUAAGUUUCAAAUGAUGAAAUACAAGUUCAAUUUAUGAAUUCAAUGAUUAAAUUUGUGCAUUACAAUUCAAUAUCUAUCUCUAAUAAAAAUUCAAAAUUAUGCAAUUCAAUAUAUAUAUAUAUAUAUAUAUAUAUAUAUAUAUAUUUAUAAAGUGGGGAAAAAAAGUAUUUAGUCAGCCACCAAUUGUGCAAGUUCUCCCACUUAAAAAGAUGAGAGAGGCCUGUAAUUUUCAUCAUAGGUACACGUCAACUAUGACAGACAAAAUGAGAAUUUUUUUUCCAGAAAAUCACAUUGUAGGAUUUUUAAUGAAUUUAUUUGCAAAUUAUGGUGGAAAAUAAGUAUUUGGUCAAUAACAAAAGUUUCUCAAUACUUUGUUAUAUACCCUUUGUUGGUAAUGACACAGGUCAAACGUUUUCUGUAAGUCUUCACAAGGUUUUCACACACUGUUGCUGGUAUUUUGGCCCAUUCCUCCAUGCAGAUCUCCUCUAGAGCAGUGAUGUUUUGGGGCUGUCGCUGGGCAACACGGACUUUCAACUCCCUCCAAAGAUUUUCUAUGGGGUUGAGAUCUGGAGACUGGCUAGGCCACUCCAGGACCUUGAAAUGCUUCUUACGAAGCCACUCCUUCGUUGCCCGGGCGGUGUGUUUGGGAUCAUUGUCAUGCUGAAAGACCCAGCCACGUUUCAUCUUCAAUGCCCUUCCUGAUGGAAGGAGGUUUUCACUCAAAAUCUCACGAUACAUGGCCCCAUUCAUUCUUUCCUUUACACGGAUCAGUCGUCCUGGUCCCUUUGCAGAAAAACAGCCCCAACGCAUGAUGUUUCCACCCCCAUGCUUCACAGUAGGUAUGGUGUUCUUUGGAUGCAACUCAGCAUUCUUUGUCCUCCAAACACAACGAGUUGAGUUUUUACCAAAAAGUUAUAUUUUGGUUUCAUCUGACCAUAUGACAUUCUCACAAUCCUCUUCUGGAUCAUCCAAAUGCACUCUAGCAAACUUCAGACGGGCCUGGACAUGUACUGGCUUAAGCAGGGGGACACGUCUGGCACUGCAGGAUUUGAGUCCCUGGCGGCGUAGUGUGUUACUGAUGGUAGGCUUUGUUACUUUGGUCCCAGCUCUCUGCAGGUCAUUCACUAGGUCCCCCCGUGUGUUCUGGGAUUUUUGCUCACCGUUCUUGUGAUCAUUUUGACCCCACGGGGUGAGAUCUUGCGUGGAGCCCCAGAUCGAGGGAGAUUAUCAGUGGCCUUGUAUGUCUUCCAUUUCCUAAUAAUUGCUCCCGCAGUUGAUUUCUUCAAACCAAGCUGCUUACCUAUUGCAGAUUCAGUCUUCCCAGCCUGGUGCAGGUCUACAAUUUUGUUUCUGGUGUCCUUUGACAGCUCUUUGGUCUUGGCCAUAGUGGAGUUUGGAGUUUGACUGUUUGAGGUUGUGGACAGGUGUCUUUUAUACUGAUAACAAGUUCAAACAGGUGCCAUUAAUACAGGUAACAAGUGGAGGACAGAGGAGCCUCUUAAAGAAGAAGUUACAGGUCUGUGAGAGACAGAAAUCUUGCUUGUUUGUAGGUGACCAAAUACUUAUUUUCCACCAUAAUUUGCAAAUAAAUUCAUUAAAAAUCCUACAAUGUGAUUUUCUGGAGAAAAAAAAUCUCAAUUUGUCUGUCAUAGUUGACGUGUACCUAUGAUGAAAAUUACAGGCCUCUCUCAUCUUUUUAAGUGGGAGAACUUGCACAAUUGGUGGCUGACUAAAUGCUUUUUUCCCCCACUGUGUGUGUGUGUAUAUAUAUAUAUAUAUAUAUAUAUAUAUAUAAUAUAUAUAUAUAUAUAUAUAUAUAUAUAUAUAUAUAUAUAUAUAUAUAUAAAAAAUAAAAUAAAAUAAACGACAAACUAAAAAAUACAAAAAUUUCAAAAAAUUAAAACUACAAAAAAGAUAACAAAAAAAAAAAAAAAAAAAAAAAAAAAAAGGUAAUGUGGUAAAGUGGUUUGUCAUAAGGUGAAUGCCACCAAUUUGUAAGUCGCUCUGGAUAGAGCGUCUGCUAAAUGACGUAAAUGUAAAUACAAUUUCUGUUGGCACUGAAAUCGCUCCAUAUGGUCAGUCCAACUCUGGUGUAGUCCAACCUGGGCCUGUGGCUUGGUCAUGCGGUUGAAGCUGCCACCAAUCACACAUGUACAGUUAUUUUGAUUUGUAACAUCUGCGUGUGUUGUUCCCUCCAGACGUUGGUUGGUGACCCCAUCAUGAUCAGGCCGUCCCGGAACAGAGACCACCAGGCUACGUCGAUCAACCACCUCCUAACCGGGGAACCGACAUUCGAAACAACUAAACACCCCGAAUCUCAACCCUGUACCCCUACCCUCUAA
Messenger RNA from Coregonus sp. 'balchen', 17613 nucleotides. NCBI's taxonomy places the organism in Eukaryota, Metazoa, Chordata, Actinopteri, Salmoniformes, Salmonidae. The record is from the annotation of a GenBank genome assembly.